AUGUUUAACAUCUGGUUUUGUUAUUUAGAUAUUAAAAGACUUUUGAGAAAUCUGCAAAUGCUCAAGAAACAUCAAUGUUUAAAAUAAAGAAAGCUAACAAGGAGGCUGGCAAAGUUUUCUUUCCCUUGGAGCAGCCCAGUUUACUUCACAGAGAAGCUGUACUUUGCAGGCAGCUACAACAGUCACAACAGACCCAGUAAGAGGUUGCACACAGCCAUGUGUAUCCUGUUCUAUUAAUAAAGGAAAUGUCAACUAAGACACUGGGGAUUAGACACAACUAAUUUUCUAAAAUGCCAUUGAGUUGAUCUUUAUCUGUAAAGCCAACACAGACGUAUGAAUAGUUAAAACGAGCUCUUUGCCUCUCAUAUUUCAGUGGGAUGAAGCCUGGUGUUUUAUUUCACACCCGUAGAACAGCAGGUCUGAAUGGCCAGAAAUCUUUAGAAAUCAUAUUUGUUGAAGCUGUUAUUUUCAAAUACUACCCAAAUUAUUAGGGUUUCUGGAGUGUAUAUAUUUUUAAUUAAAAAGCAAUUUAACUUUUGUUUAACUGGACUCUGAGGUCCACAUUCUGCCACUACCCUCCUUAAGAAGUUUGAUACCGUGCUCUCAGAGUUGCAGGUUCACAGUGGUUGGACCAAGUUGGCAUUUCCCCAAAGCACACUGGCAUUUUUGAGACUGUUUAUGAUCAAAUCAGUUUUGUCAUUCUGACAUUAGGAGUGACAAGCUAAACACAGCCCAACACUGUGGAUUCUUUUUGGUGACCCUUCUAACUUCAAGAACCAACUCUUUUGAGGACAUUUUACACUGAAUGUCCUAAGUGGUUGGUCUGUUAUGAAAAUUGAGUCCUUUAAGCCAAAUAACUAUUAUUAAAAUGGGGAAAGUUGGCUACCACACAUAUGCAGACACUAUUCUAAAAAUGUUACAUGUAUUAAAUGAUGUAAUCAUUUCAUGACAAAAGAAGAUGGAAUCAUGAAAUAGCUUUUGACUAAAAUUUAUCAAAAUUCUAAAAAGUAUUAAAAUUCUUUCUGUUGAUGCUUUAAAAUUGAGAUUAACUUUUCUGUGAUAAUCAAGAGUUUUUUACUAUUUCUGCAUGUAUAGUUUAUACUAUUUGUAGGCAUGUUAGUACUCAGACAUAUAAUUUAGCUUCUGAUUUCCUAAUCAUCUCAUUUUAAGGGUGGUAGAUGUAGAAGUUGCAGUGUUAAAUUUUUCUCAUAGUAGGUUAUUUGCAGGCAUAGGGAAAUAUGGGAGUUCUAUGUGAAAAGUACACAUUUGAGGCAUCAAGGUAAUAUAAAAAAGAAAUUUGGUAGUAGUGGCUUUUAAACUUUAUUCCUAAAUAUUACUGCUAUAUUCUCAUUAUAUAGACUACACAUUGUGCUGUCUUCUAACCUCAGCAGUCAUGUAAAAUAAUAGACUUUUGGAUUUAGUGUUUUUGAUUUCACUCUUUGUACAUGGUCUCAAAGUCCAGACAGGUACAUGGUGGUCAUUUUACUGAAGCAGGGACCUGAAGUGCUUGUAUGGCACAGGAGCAAAUCACUUUACUCAGGGAGUAAGUCCAACAGCUACUCGGCCACAGCUUCUCAGGAGACUUGAUUGUUCCUAUCAAGGUAUCACUAUAUCAUAACUCUUGUGAAGAGUAGAAAUUUGGUUUAUUUGUGAAAAGUAGUUUGGAGAAAAAGCUAAGAGCUAGGUAGUGAGUAUGAGAAGAAGUGAAAAUGUAAAAGCCUAUGAAGAGUGAUGUUUAUUUAUUUAGCCACGAUUAAGGUAUAUGACCAAGCCUGUCAUAUGCCUCACAGAGAAAUAAGAAAUGGUAUCUAAAUCUGUGCUGGGAAUGUUCUAGCCAAAGGAAAAUUGCUCAGUAAGUAAGAAAUUUUUAACAAAAUUGAAAAGGCAAUGGGAUUUUGGGGGGGGUCAUUUUUGAGAAUAAAUGGGUUUCUACCGAUCAAGCCCUUGCAACAGUGUCUAGUACAUAAACACCAUAGAAGUAUUGGCUGCUGUGAUGAUUGUGAUGAUAGUGAUGAUCAUGAUAUGACCCUAGAUGGCACCAUGGUUUGAAAGAAAACCAAGGACCACACUACAUGCAUUUCCACACAGCAAAUAUCAAGGGUCUCCCAGUUAGCUCAACUGUUAUCUCCCAGUUAAAACAAGUAUGUAAAAGUAGAAUGUUUGAUGUGGUUGUUGUUGUUGUUGUUUUUAAAGAUUUUUUAUGUAAUCUCUACAUGCAGCAUGGGGCUUGAACCCACAACUCUGAGAUCAAGAGUCACAUGCUCUACUGACUGGUCAGCUAGGUGCCCCCUUUGAUUGGUUUUAUCAAUUUAUUCCUAUAGAAGUUCUCAUAACCUAAGAAGACAAAUAUCUCUCUUACUUUUUUUAAUUAAAGAUUAUUUAUUUAUUUAUUUAUUUAUUUAUUUAUUUAUUUGACAGAGAGAGAGAGAGCAAGCCCAAGCAAGGGGAACUGCAGAGGCAAAAGGAAGAAGCAGGCUCCCCACUGAUCAGGAAGACUGACACGGGGCCCAGGACCCUAGGAUCAUGCCCUGUGCUGAAGCCAGAUGCUUAAUUAACUGACUGAGCUACCCAAGCACCCCUCUUUUACUUUUAAGUUAUCUAAGUUAGAGUCACUGGGAAAAUAUGUGUACAAUUAUAAAUAACUUACUAUGGGUAUAUAAACCAAAUGAAUUUAGAAUGUAGGUGUAUUUAAAAAGAGCUUUUUACAUAUUUUAAAAUAUUUUAGAGUUUGGUUAUUUCUUUAGGUUCUGUCUGGAAAAACCCCCUCUCUCUCACACACACAGAGAAGGCAAAUUCCUUCUCUGACCCCUAAGCCUGAGUCCAUGUUCUCUUCCUCACCAAAGCCUCCCUGGUUCUCUCAGACCCUUACACUCUUCCUUUCCCCUGCUUCUGCCACUGUACCAGAGCCUGCUUUGUUGUGGCAAUUAUACAUAUACCCAAGAUUGAAAAAAAAUUGUAUUUCUCUCUUACUGCUAGACUGCAAGCCUGUUGAGGAAGAAAGUAGGUCCUCAAUAAAUUAUGUGAAUGAAUUUUAUAUCAUUUCACAUCUGACAGUAGAAGUUAAGAGAGACCUAAUGUUUCACACAAUGCAGAUGUCAGCCAAUGGCCGUAUCAGAAAGAAAAGGUUUCUUUUCCCACCUCAAAAUGGAUUUUAAGUUCUGAGUUGAUAGCACACAGCUACAGCAGAGGAAAAUUGUUUCUGUAAAAUGUUUAUUGAGUAUCUAUUGCAUGUCAGGUACUAUGCUAUUAGCUUUCGCAUAUUUUAUAUUGUUAAAUCCUCACAAUAACUAACACCUUCAUGUAUGCUCUUGAAUUUUCCCAAUUUUCAGAUAUUGAAAUUCAGGGUAAGAGCUGCAGUAUGUUGAAAGUCACAGCAUCCCUCCUUAAUUCCAAGGAAAAGCAUUAAGACUGCCAUUGGGGUCUUGUAGAAAUUUGCCUGAUGCACCCCCUCGAUGUGGUGAAAACCAGGUUCCAGAUUCAGAGAUGUGCAACUGAUCCAAACAGUUAUAAAAGCUUGGGAGACAGCUUUCGAACGAUUUUCCGAAUAGAAGGAUUGUUUGGUUUCUACAAGGGGAUUCUGCCACCAAUCUUGGCUGAAACACCAAAAAGAGCAGUGAAGUUUUUCACCUUUGAGCAGUACAAGAAAUUGCUAGGAUACAUGUCACUGUCGCCAGCAUUGACGUUUGCCAUUGCUGGAUUAGGAUCUGGACUAACAGAAGCUAUCGUGGUUAACCCUUUUGAGGUAGUAAAAGUUGGCUUGCAAGCGAAUCGGAACAAAUUUACGGAGCAACCAUCCACGAUGAGUUAUGCAAGACACAUCAUUAAGAAGGAAGGCUUGGGACUCCAGGGCCUCAACAAAGGAUUUACAGCAACUUUGGGACGUCACGGAGUUUUCAACAUGGUUUAUUUUGGCUUCUACUACAAUGUCAAAAACAUUAUUCCUGUCAAUAAGGAUCCAACCUUGGAGUUUUUGAGAAAAUUUGGGAUUGGUCUUCUCUCAGGCACAAUAGCCUCAGUCAUUAACAUCCCUUUUGAUGUUGCCAAAAGUAGGAUUCAAGGGCCUCAGCCAGUUCCUGGAGAGAUCAAGUACAGAACCUGUUUUCAAACAAUGGCAACAGUCUACCGGGAAGAAGGGAUUUUCGCUUUGUACAAAGGCCUGCUUCCCAAGAUUAUGAGGCUUGGACCAGGUGGUGCAGUGAUGCUGCUGGUUUAUGAAUACACCUAUUUAUGGCUUCAGGAGAACUGGUGAUUGCCUAGCAAGUGUUGAGAUCAUGGAUAUUUGCCCUGCAGCACUGUGAGGAGAGACUAUCAGCUCAGUUGAUAUGAUUAUAAAUUAUAAUUAUACAAAUACGUACAGUCAUUAAGGGGAAACAAUUUAAUCAAGAACAAAACCUAUUUUGAUACUUCAGAAAUUAUCUCUAGACAAUUUGAGACUGGUUUUGGCCAUAUCCAUAAAUCUGUGAGAAGAAAAAUAGUAUGAAGUAAUGAGGUAUGUAAAUUGAAUAUAGAAAAUAGCAUAGAAAUUAGAUAUAUUUCAUAAAAGCUAUAUAAAUCUCAUGCUCUGUAUUCCUCUUACACUGAUUCACAGUGAAAAUCCAUUGUAUUGAUAAUUUUUUCCCAUGAGGUCAAGAAAUGCUUAAAGUAAUAAAAAAAUUAAGCCAAAAUUUGAACAGUUUUUAUAAGGAAUUAAAUUCUCCCAUAAAUAAUAUUUAAAAGGCACAGGAAAAUGUUUUUAAAGUACACUAAAAUGGCAUUUUUAAAAGGUUGAAUUUUAUGUUAAAAUUUAAAGCUGGUGGUGGUCUUUAGAGUAAUAAUACACAUCACAACUAUAUUUUCCCAAAACUACUUUAUAUUUUGCACUGUUGUUUAAAGCAGGUCAUAUUUUAAAAUCCAGAUACAUGAAGGUUUUUGUGGCAAAUAGAACACGUGAAAAUUUCCUUCACAUAAUUCCCUUUGAAAAUAGUUUUUCUUGCUGAAAUAGUUUCAUGUUAAAACACAGUUGGAGGGGCGCCUGGGUGGCUCAGUGG
Molecule: messenger RNA, 5027 nt
Organism: Mustela erminea (ermine)
Lineage: Eukaryota; Metazoa; Chordata; Mammalia; Carnivora; Mustelidae
Gene: SLC25A21
Product: solute carrier family 25 member 21
Exons: 11
Coding region: 3440-4249 (269 amino acids)
Biological process (GO): transmembrane transport
Source: RefSeq, a predicted model, not a curated record